Andrographis paniculata is the source of this 4939-nucleotide messenger RNA. Its product is annotated as putative phospholipid-transporting ATPase 9. Gene Ontology annotation, biological process: phospholipid translocation. Gene Ontology annotation, cellular component: plasma membrane. Gene Ontology annotation, molecular function: ATP hydrolysis activity; ATP binding; ATPase-coupled intramembrane lipid carrier activity. The transcript is spliced from 11 exons. The coding region runs from base 1080 to 4664 and encodes 1194 amino acids. The record is from RefSeq and is a predicted model, not a curated record. NCBI's taxonomy places the organism in Eukaryota, Viridiplantae, Streptophyta, Magnoliopsida, Lamiales, Acanthaceae.
CUAAGAUCAUCGCACAGUAUUUGAACGACAACGAAGCUUUUUUGACCGUAAUUAUGUCAUGAUCUCGAUCAUAUAUCGCCGCCGUGGCGCAGCCGUCGCGUCACUCCCAAAGCUCGCCGGCACUGAAUUCUUAUCUUCUCCGAUCGUAAUUAACCCCAAAAAUAGAAAAAGAAUUUCCAUUACAAUUUACAAUCCCUUGAUCCCUCUUUUCCGAUAAACAUCUUAAGAAUUUCUCAAUUUCUCCAGAAAUAGUUUGUCAAGAAAUAAUUAAUAAUUUCUCACGUUAGUACUCCUUCGUUCUCAUUAAUACGUCGUCGUUCUUUCCUGGUUUUUUCUUUUCCUUUUUAUUCUGUAAAUUUCCUCCAGAAACAUCGAGAAGGGAGAUUAUCCAGAAAAGGAAACGGUUGUUCGUUGAGUUUUGAAACGUUCUUCCAACAUUCCGCGUGUCCGAAGCGCAAAUCCAACGGCCUAAAAAGUCAAUUAAGGCAUAAGAAAAUGAUCGAGGGUGGGAGGGAUCCAAGUCAAUCGUUUGCAUUAGAGUCGUUUUUGCAAAUAUCCACCAACAAUUCCAUCUCCAUUUCUUCCUCAAUUCCCACAACAAUUCUUCCUCGGCUUCGAUCGAAUUCGACCCUUCACAUGUUCUUCAGCUGAUGACUGAAUUCGAGGCAGCUGAAGAGGAUCGUCAAGAUCGAAUCCUUCGGGGAAUUCAUGGCGGCACCAUUUGUCGGUUUUUCUUGCCUCGAUUUUUUUUUUUUUUUUUGGGGGUAGCUUGUAAUAUUCUUACAUCUUGAUUUCCUUUUUCUAUUUUUUAUAAAUCCCCUUUUACCAACUGGGUUUUCCAUUUUCGAGUUAUUGGGGGUCGAGGACAAACUCCUUGGUUGUCUGCACAAAUAUUUGUUUAUUACUGGGUAGUUGGGAGAAAGACCACCUUUCUGAUUUUUAUUCCCUUUAGGUUUUUGGUAUCUGGAAGAAAAAGAAAAGAAAUCAGCUAAAUAUCCAUUCUCAAUUAAGCUGAAUUUCAUUAUUACACCAAGAUCUUCUUUCUUCCUCUUCUAUUUGUUGAUUUCCAGAGGAGAAGUAUGAGAACAGGUAAGAAGAAGAGGCUCAACUUGAGCAAGUUCUCAUUCAAACGUGACAAGAGAUCAUCCAAAGAUGAAGAACAACAUUCCCAGAUUGGCGGACCGGGUUUUUCCAGAGUGGUUCACUGCAACGAACCGGACCGCGCCGACGCCGCCCUCCGAAACUACGCUACAAAUUACGUUCGGACAACCAAGUACACCGCCGCAACCUUCUUACCCAAGUCUCUGUUCGAACAGUUCCGGAGAGUCGCCAAUUUCUACUUCCUCGUCACCGGAAUCCUGUCCUUCACCUCCCUCGCCCCUUACUCUGCAGUCAGCGCCAUUGUUCCCCUCAUUAUCGUCAUCGGAGCCACCAUGAUUAAAGAAGGCAUCGAAGACUGGCGCCGUAAACAGCAGGACAUUGAGGUCAACAACCGAAAGGUGAAGGUUCAUGAAGUCGGCGGCAAGUUCAAACAAACCGAAUGGAGACAUCUAAGAGUGGGAGACAUAGUUAAGGUACAGAAGGAUGAGUUCUUCCCUGCAGAUUUAGUUCUCCUUUCGUCGAGCUACGAAGACGCCGUCUGCUACGUCGAGACAAUGAACCUCGACGGUGAGACGAAUUUAAAGCUCAAACAAGCGUUAGAAGUGACAUCAAGUACGAUAAAUGAGGAGGAGGACGUUAAAGAUUUCAGGGCUGUAAUAAGAUGCGAAGAUCCUAACGCUCAUCUGUACAGCUUUGUCGGAACCAUGGAAAUCGGGGAACAUCAGCAUCCCCUGUCUCCUCAGCAGCUUCUCCUCCGAGACUCGAAGCUGCGAAACACGGACCACAUAUACGGAGCCGUUAUUUUUACGGGACACGACACGAAGGUGAUUCAGAAUUCGACUCCUCCUCCCUCCAAGAGAAGCAAUAUCGAAAGGAAAACGGACAAGAUCGUCUACUUUCUAUUCGGGCUUCUAUUUUCGAUGGCUUUUGUCGGCUCGGUUUACUUCGGGAUCGUUACGAAAGAGGACUUGGACGUCGGGCAUCGAAGAUGGUACCUCAGACCCGAUAAUACGAGACGGUAUUUUGAUCCGAGCAACGCUCCGGCUGCUGCUGUACUGCACUUCUUGACAGCCCUGUUGCUGUACAGUUACUUGAUACCGAUUUCUCUGUAUGUGUCGAUCGAAAUCGUUAAGGUGCUUCAAAGCAUCUUCAUCAAUCAGGAUGUGAAUAUGUACUACGAGGAAGCUGACAAGCCGGCUCAUGCCCGGACAUCGAAUCUGAAUGAGGAGUUAGGGCAGGUAGACACGAUACUUUCAGACAAGACGGGCACGUUGACGUGCAACUCGAUGGAGUUCAUCAAGUGCUCGGUGGCGGGGACUGCUUACGGGCACGGGAUCACAGAAGUCGAGAAGGCUAUGGCGAAGAGGAAAGGGUCGCCAUUGGUGAACGGGAACGGGAAAGAGGAUGACGAGCAUCGUCCAGGGACACCGCGAAGGCCAUCCGUUAAGGGAUUUAAUUUUGACGACGAACGGAUCAUGAACGGGAAUUGGGUGAAGGAGCCUCGCUCAAACGACAUCCAGAAGUUCUUUAGGCUGCUGGCGCUUUGUCAUACGGCGAUACCCGAUAAGGAUGAGAGCACGGGGAAGGUUACGUACGAGGCAGAAUCGCCGGACGAGGCUGCUUUCGUUAUUGCAGCUAGAGAGAUCGGUUUCGAGUUCUUUAAAAGGACACAGAAUAGCGUUCAUGUCCGUGACUUAGACCCCGUGUCGGGGGAAUAUGUCGAAAGGUCGUACAAGAUACUGAAUGUUUUGGAGUUCAACAGCGCGAGGAAGCGAAUGUCGGUUAUAUUAAGAGACGAGGAUGGGAAGAUACUCUUACUCAGCAAAGGAGCUGAUAGUGUCAUGUUCGAGAGACUCGCUAAGAACGGAAGGGAUUACGAAAUGGAGACAAGAGAGCACGUGCAUGAGUAUGCCGAUGCCGGGCUGAGGACAUUGAUAAUUGCAUACCGGGAGCUGAAUGAAGAAGAAUACAACGCGUUCGAUAAAAAUUUUAUGCAGGCCAAAAAUUCAGUCAGCGCUGAUCGUGACGAGCUGAUCGAAAAAGUGACUGAAGAAGUCGAAAGGGAGCUGAUUCUUCUCGGAGCGACAGCUGUCGAGGACAGGCUACAACAAGGGGUUUCCGAGUGUAUCGACAAGCUUGCGCAGGCAGGAAUAAAGAUAUGGGUUUUGACAGGGGAUAAAAUGGAAACAGCGAUCAACAUUGGCUAUGCUUGUAGCUUGCUCAGACAAGGAAUGAAACAGAUUACUAUUACAUUGGACACCCCUGAGAUUGUCGGCUUGGAGAAAAUCGGUGAAAAGGAUGCCAUUGCCAAGGCCUCGAAGAAAAGCGUUGUCCAGCAGGUCAUCGAAGGGAAGAAUCAGGUUGCAAAAUCGGAGUCCGAGGCUUUUGCUUUGAUCAUUGAUGGGAAAUCUCUUGCAUUCGCGCUGGAGGACGAUGUCAAGAAAAUGUUCCUCGAACUGGCGAUUGUCUGCGCUUCGGUAAUAUGUUGCCGUUCGUCGCCUAAACAGAAGGCGCUGGUAACAAGGCUUGUCAAAGAAGGUACGAAAAAGACUACUCUGGCGAUCGGCGAUGGAGCCAACGACGUUGGAAUGCUUCAAGAAGCGGAUAUCGGGAUUGGAAUCAGCGGCGUCGAAGGAAUGCAGGCUGUAAUGUCGAGCGAUGUUGCGAUAGCGCAGUUCAGAUUUUUGGAGCGACUACUUCUCGUGCACGGACAUUGGUGUUACCGAAGGAUCGCUUCGAUGAUUUGCUACUUCUUCUACAAGAACGUAACGUUCGGGAUCACCGUCUUCAUAUACGAAGCUUACACAUCCUUCUCCGGACAACCUGCGUACAACGACUGGUUCCUGUCCCUCUACAACGUGUUCUUCACAUCGCUACCGGUGAUUGCUCUCGGAGUCUUUGACCAGGAUGUUUCUGCUCGGUUCUGCCUAAAGUUUCCGUUGUUGUACCAAGAAGGAGUGCAAAAUGUUCUUUUCACCUGGCGACGAAUAAUCGGGUGGAUGCUCAACGGUGCGGUCAGCGCUGUAAUAAUAUUCUUUUUCUGCACGAAGGCGCUGAAUCCUCAAGCAUUCGACGAAAACGGUAAGAUAGCGGAGUACCAGGUUGUCGGGGCUACGAUGUACACGUGCGUCGUCUGGGUCGUGAACUGCCAGAUGGCGCUCGCGAUCAGCUACUUCACGUUGAUACAGCAUGUUUUCAUCUGGGGCGGGAUCGCGUUUUGGUACCUCUUCCUCGUGAUCUACGGGUCGAUGCCUAUCAACUUUUCGACGACGGCGUAUAGAGUGUUUGUCGAUUGCCUCGCCCCGACUCCGUCUUUCUACGUCGUCACGCUCUACACGGUUGUUUCUGCGUUGACGCCGUACUUCUCGUACAAGGCUGUUCGGAUGAGAUUUUUUCCAAUGUACCAUGGGAUGAUACAGUGGAUACGGCAUGAGGGUCGCGCAGACGACCCGGAGUUCUGCAACAUGGUGAGGCAGAGGUCGAUAAGACCGACUACCGUUGGAUUUACGGCGCGCUCGUUGGCGCGGACGAAUCCUUUGCACGACAAAACGAGCCGCCGGUAGGGCCGCCGGAGUAUGAUUCUCCGGUGGGUUUGUGCAGUUGUCUUUACACAUUUUGUAUAGUUUGAGGUUAGGGGAGGGAGAUUCAUACAUACAAUUUUGUUGUAUUUUUUGUAUUUUGUUGUCUCAUACAUAACAAAAACACAUUUACACGAGAAAAAAAAAAAAAGGACAAAUAGUGUGUAGCUAAUUUAGCAACACAUUAUUGAUUUUAUCACAAAAUAUAUGAAUACAAAUAUAUUAUCUAUAAAAGGAGUAUAAUAUAACAACACAUUAUU